CUCCCGAAUUUAUGAGUUUAUCACAUCACUUGAGAAUGAAAUUAAGUUUCAGUCCCUUUGAGAUCUUUGAACGCACAAAGUCUGACUGCUCUCUUUUCAAGGGGCUGAAGAGUGCGAACACAGCUGGAGAAAAAUUACUUGGUGUAGAAAUUGUCUUUUCCGCGCACCAUUGGGGGCCGCACCGGCCGGGUCCCGUGCGCUGCCCUGGCGUGAGUUUGGGGGCGCAGCGGGGCCCGGCGGGGGCGGCGAGCGCGCGUUCCCCCGCCCGCUCCGCGUCGAGGCGCGAGCAGCUCAGCCAGCCUUGCAGAGGGAGCUCUCGGCAGCUCAGGGGUCCCUCUGCUCCCAGCCACAGCAGCGCCGCCUGCGACACUCGGCGGCGACGGAGACCGGCAGCAGCGAUGAUCGGGCUACGAGAAACUAGAGAGCACCCCAACUGCUGGAAAAGCACGCAGGGCGACCGGCUUUGAAUUCAUGAGAAAGAAGAGUGUGAAACAAGAAGAAAAGAUAAGGUUGGAAGAGGGCAAGAGGAAAGGAGGGGAAUGGAAGGAAAACCCUGCAGCCACCAACACAAUAAACUGUAUCCUGAACCGCCUCAGCCUAGCCCAUCUUUUGCAGUGCGCACAUGUCAAUUUCCUCCAUGCAGAAUUCUGAAGAUGAUGGCCAGGGCAUGGCUGUGACCUAGGUGGCCUUAAAUGAUGAGACCCAUGUUAUAGGUCUUGGAAACCCCUUUCCAUUUGCCCCUUCUAGGCACAGACUUUCUUUGCCUUGAUACCUGUGACUCUUGAUAAAUCAUGAAUCUCCCACUAACUAGGGCAGCAAGCUCCCAAUGGUCCUGAAUCUGAGUAGGAGAAGAAAUGUCUCCCAAGCAGGGUAAGAAGUAAAAGUGUUCUGGGACAGCUAGCUGAGCCCUUUGUAGGCCUUCCACCAUCUGACAAAGACCUGGCAGUCUGACUUCAGGUUAUAAAUUGAGAAGAAACAUCAAGUAUUUGUUUGUCCUGUGGUUAAUCCGUGCUUCGCCAUGUCCAGAAGUCUUGAAGGGCAGAGGCUUGAGGAUCUUUCCCUGCCCCUGACAGAUCCUCACCUGACUAUACUCAAAGUGCUCCAAAUCUCACUCUAUCCACCCCAUACUCAACGUUUCUCAGCUGGGACAGAAGCCUAGGUAUGGCCAUAGGGAUCUUGUAGAAGACCUGUUUUGGAGACCAAGAUUUUCAGUGACAGCCAGAACUGACCUGACUGGAAUAAUGACAUUUUCCCAUCUGUCCUGUGGUGUUGUUCUGGUCCAGUCACUGCCUUCACUUUCCUAAGACUUGCCCAGCCAGGGUUUGAUUCUACUUUCUCACCACUCUGAACAUUCCUAUUCUACCAGUGGGCCUUUUCUGUGGCUUCAGGCCUGCAGGGACUCUACUGGUGGUUCUGGGACUGCCUCUGAACUAACCAGCUAUGGGUGUUGGUGUGGUCUGUAACCUAAUUGUUUUACCCCUGCUGAUCAUCCAAAAGCUGAACCCCUAUCCUGCCCUGCUGUGCCAGUGUGUAAAGGCUUCUGUCGGCCCUACCCCCACCAGACUAUAGUGAACUGCCAACAUCCUCUCACAGGUG
This is a messenger RNA of Rattus rattus (black rat), 1596 nucleotides long. RefSeq names its product agouti related neuropeptide (gene Agrp). The transcript is spliced from 2 exons. Gene Ontology annotation, cellular component: extracellular region. Gene Ontology annotation, molecular function: type 1 melanocortin receptor binding; neuropeptide hormone activity. The coding region runs from base 12 to 467 and encodes 151 amino acids. NCBI's taxonomy places the organism in Eukaryota, Metazoa, Chordata, Mammalia, Rodentia, Muridae. Gene Ontology annotation, biological process: neuropeptide signaling pathway; adult feeding behavior; hormone-mediated signaling pathway. The record is from RefSeq and is a predicted model, not a curated record.